Molecule: messenger RNA, 494 nt
Organism: Silurus meridionalis
Lineage: Eukaryota; Metazoa; Chordata; Actinopteri; Siluriformes; Siluridae
Product: C-C motif chemokine 3-like
Exons: 3
Coding region: 116-412 (98 amino acids)
Biological process (GO): lymphocyte chemotaxis; immune response; cellular response to interleukin-1
Cellular component (GO): extracellular region
Molecular function (GO): CCR chemokine receptor binding; chemokine activity
Source: RefSeq, a predicted model, not a curated record
CACACACACCCUCCUGAAACAGCUAUAUAAACUGAACGGGAUGUUCAUUAAUAUCAUUCUGCUCACAUCGUGACCAUCAUCAUUAUCAUCAUCAUCAUCAUCACCAUCAUCAGGCAUGAUCUCUCGUGGUCUCCUGCUGGUUCUGCUGGUUCUCACCUGCCUUCAGUCUUUUACAACGGCCCAGAGUGUAAAUGAACCAGCAACAUGCUGUUUCAGUUACCAUAGAAGUCCAAUCCCUAUAGGAAACAUUACAGAGUAUAAAGUAACAGACCGUCACUGUACAAAACCUGGAGUCAUCUUUACCCUGAAGAAGAGCAGCCGUCAGGUGUGUGUAGAUCCUGAACUCAAGUGGGUGCAGAGACACAUGGAAAGACUUUACCAGAUCCUGAAUGAAAGACUGAACAAACCUUAAUAAAGUGUUUAAAUCCUGAUUUGAGUUUUCUAAUCAGACACGAUACAGUAAAAGACUUCAAUAAAUAAUGACUGAAAUAUAA